UCUGUGCUAUAUAACACUACAGUGAUAUCCUUCAGACCGAUACCAGUAUUUCCUUUCAAAGUAUACAGCUUUCUGGAAUACGCAGUGUGCACCAUCAUGUCUGAUUUGAAACUGCCCAUCAUUGAUAUGUCAAAAUCCAAAACCCAUCGAAAGGAACUCGCAGAUGUUGUUGUACACGCCCUGGAGAACACUGGAUUUCUGUACAUCGAUAAUGCUGAGGGUGUAGAUUUCGACAAAAUGUAUGCAAGCUGUAUAUGGUUCUUCGGUAGAUCAAGCGACAAGAAACACAGCCUGUCUAGAAAAAUAUGGAAUCCUGCAAAUUCCAAUAUUUAUCGUGGAUAUUUUCCUGUUGGCGAAAACGAACCAAGCCGGAAGGAAGGAUUUGAGUUCGGACGAGACAUUACACCUGGUGAUCCGGAAGUCAAGCCAGGAAACUGGUUCUAUGAACAAUCGGUGUGGCCGGAAGAAGACGGGACAUUUCCUUUCAAGUCAUUCAUGCGUGACCUUUAUGAAAUUAUGCACGAAUUGUCGUUAGAAAUUCUACGUCUCGCUGCAAUCGGUCUCGGAAUCGAUGAGUUUUCAUUUGAGGACCUUUUUUCCAAAAGGCCCUGCUCGACUCUUCGCUUGAUGCAUUAUCCACCCUGGGAAGGAAAUCCCCCGAAAAACGCCAUGAUCGAGGACGGGAAGGUGUUGACAACGCCUGCGCACACAGACUCAACCUUUCUCACAUUGCUGGCUACAUUUGGCUAUAAAGGUCUCGAGCUAGUAACAGCCGACGGAAAUUGGGCGGAAGUGGAACCUCGCCCCGGAAGUCUUGUCAUGAACAUCGGUGAUGUGUUUUCACGAAUGAUGGGUGGUAGAUUUAAAGCGACUUGCCACAGAGUUGUCGACAUUGGAGUUGACAGAUAUUCACUUCCGUUUUUUCUGGAACCAAGCUUCGAGGGGGAUAUUGGUAUAAACUUUAUGACAAAGGCAACUGGCAAGGGCGACGCUCAUGUGCCGGAACAGUACGGACCUUCCGUCAUACAUACCAUGAAACAUGUGAAGAAGUAUUUCGAGUAUAGGUCAUUGCCUGAAUUCUAAACUAAGUGAGGUUCGGACACACUAUAAAGGUAUGACUGCUAGUUAAAAACCAAACGGAAUUACCUCCACAUUUAAUAGCAGAUAUUAUCUCGAGCUUGAUUGCGAUCUCUUACUUUUUCCUAGCGCAAGUCGGUUUUGAAUAGCUAAAUGCGCUACGUAGUAAUUUCUUAUAUUCCACAAAAGAAAGUUAAAAUUAAAAUUCACACGUAAUAUUAAUUAACAUCAUAUGAUAAAAAUUGCUGGAUUUCUAAAAUCAAAAUGUUCGUCCUUAACAUCACUGACGAGUUCAGGUAAAGUGAAACUGCUAUGUAGUAGUUCUAUUUUCGUUAUUCCGUAUACACUAUACAUUGUCUUAAUUACUAGAUGUGUAUCUAAAGAUGAUAUGUACUUGUAUGUCCUUUGUAUAAUCAAUAAAUGCUGAUCGUUGCUGUA
Molecule: messenger RNA, 1515 nt
Organism: Pecten maximus
Lineage: Eukaryota; Metazoa; Mollusca; Bivalvia; Pectinida; Pectinidae
Product: 2-oxoglutarate-dependent dioxygenase citB-like
Exons: 2
Coding region: 97-1083 (328 amino acids)
Molecular function (GO): dioxygenase activity
Source: RefSeq, a predicted model, not a curated record